This is a messenger RNA of Drosophila elegans, 698 nucleotides long. RefSeq lists its product as uncharacterized. The record is from RefSeq and is a predicted model, not a curated record. The transcript has a single exon. The coding region runs from base 1 to 603 and encodes 200 amino acids. Lineage: Eukaryota; Metazoa; Arthropoda; Insecta; Diptera; Drosophilidae.
AUGGAAGAGGAUUCAUCCUCUGAAAGGGAAAAUGGUCAAGAAAUCCCUGGACCAAGUCGAAAACGAUGUUAUCCGAGUGCUUGGAUGUCUGGAACGGAAUCGCAAGUGGUGAAUAAAAAACUAAAAAGAUCGCAAUCGGAAACCAAGACGGAAUCAAGUAGAACAAUGCUUCUGGGAUCGCUGCGCUCUAGAUCUCCAGAAAGUAGACAAGUUGUGGAGGACACUUUACCUUAUGAACUAAUGGUGACCACAUCGCAAACACCUCUGGAGGAUAUGCAACCAAACUCAAUUAGCAGCUCCAUCAGCAGUGUCCAACUUUUCUCAUCUGAUUCGGAUACUUCUGGUUACACCACCGAGAGUAGCUAUCAAACGGCCUCUGGAUACGAGCGUCUUGCACAAACCAGCUCCUAUGCUAGUAUCCAAACUUAUUACGGACCUGCGGAUUUCCUCUGGGAGAUUCACCUGGCAAUCGAUCCUUCAGCCACUGGAGAGGAGGUUCAGUCCGUUCACCAGGACAUGCGGGAUUUGCUGAUCAACGAGAUGGGUUUGAUCGGAGACACAAACAAUCAAGCCAUCUAUCUUAUAGCAUAUAACUAUAUGUGAUCGGCUUAACUGAUUUUUAAAUUCAAUUUAUUUUAAGACCCCUAUGGGAAGGCGAAAUAAAAACCAUAUAAACAACGAUAUAAACAAAAAACAAA